AUGUUCAAUCCAAUCUCGAACAAGCUCGAAGGCUGGAUUGUGAAUAUCCCCGGUCACGGCACACUGAAUCGUUGGACCACAGAUGAUGAGUACAUGCUCACCCAAGAAGUCGAAACCGUGCGUCUUAUCACCACAAAACGAGUUUGGCUUCCGUACAUCGUCAUAAACGAGCUCUCCGGCGAGUUAGCUUUCGAAAACCGCGACGGUCUCGACGAUGAAGAGCUGCCUACCCCAACCAAGGACAUCAAGCUGACCGAAGACCAAGUGGAAACCCUCGGCACAUCCACAUUCCUCGAUAUCGUCUUCUCCCACCCCGUUUUCCACACAACGCCUGAGGACACCUUCGCACUGCGCCACUCGGACCUAGACUGGCAGAACAUCCUGAUCGACAACUCUGGCAAUGUAACAGGCGUACUUGAUUGGGAUGCCUCCCUCGCCAUGCCCUGCUGCGUCGGCCACGCCGCCGUCCCGGCAUUCUUCGACUGCGACUUCUAUCCCAAAUCCAUCGUCAACACUCCCUUCGUCUGCUGGCGCGCCGGUCACUACCCAGCGUUUGCGGCGCUGUAUGAGGGAGGUGACAAGGAGGAUUUUAUGACUCGGGCUUCGAAAGAGAUCCCAGGUUUGCAGAUUGAUGUUUGGACUGUAAAGUUUUUGUUAGCGAAGGGGUGUAAGAAGACGGAGGAGGUGCUGAAGACUGAGCUCUGGAAGGGGUUGGAUCCUGAGAUGCCGCCAGACGGACUGUUAGGAGAGGUCGAGAAGCAGCAUGCGGAGGCAGCUGUGCAAAUUUGGAUGGAUGAUUUUGCGAUGUUUCCCUUGAAUGGCGAUGAUGAGGCGUAA
This is a messenger RNA of Macroventuria anomochaeta, 837 nucleotides long. RefSeq lists its product as uncharacterized. Lineage: Eukaryota; Fungi; Ascomycota; Dothideomycetes; Pleosporales; Didymellaceae. Bases 1 to 837 code for a protein of 278 amino acids. The record is from RefSeq and is a predicted model, not a curated record. The transcript has 3 exons.